AUGUCUGAAGAAGAAGUAAAAAGGUUGCUUAAAUUAGUGGAGGAAUCGUUUAAUGAAACUAUAACCGUCAAAUUAGCAAAAAAAAAGAUAAGCGAACUUCCUGUUGAAGUUAUAAACUAUGCAAAUAAUUAUAAUGUUGAUAGAUUGUCAAUUGAAAGCAAUCAAUUGUCAAAACUUCCAAAUGAAAUGUCUAAUUUUACACAUUUAAGAUAUCUUAAUCUUUCUCAAAACCUUUUUAUGGAAUUUCCAGAAGCACUUUGUUUAAUGCCAAGUUUAAAAAUUUUGGAUAUUAGUAAAAAUAAAAUUCGUAAACUACCCCAAGAUUUUGGAAAAUUGAUGACAUUACAGUUGCUGAAAAUUUCAAAAAACCAAAUAAAAAGAAUACCAAAAUAUUUUGCAGAUAUGAAAGAUUUGCAAUAUUUAAAAAUUGAUUACAAUCCAAUUAAAUUUCCACCAAAAGUUAUCCAUAUGAUGCCAAAAGGCGAAGAUAAAGAUUUAGAUGAAGGCAAAAAUAGCAGCAGUGAAGAAGAAAUGGAUUAUCAGUUUGAUUCACAAAAUAAUAGUGAUAAUAAACAAUUAAAAAAAGCAACGUCAGUUGAUAAUAUUAAUUACUUGUCAUCUAAUGUUAGCACAAGACAAAUAGUUGAUGGUGCUGGGUCAUCAUCAUCUUUAAAAACAAUCAAAGAGAAUGACCAAAUGAUGUCAAAACAAGAGAAAAAACGCCUUAAUCCAAAAUUAAGUUUGGAUUUACAACCUGUUCGUCGUAGUCGAAGUCACAGUAAUGAUUUUGAUGCAACAUUAACAAAUUUUAGAAAUACAUUUGUUAAACAUUCAAAAAGUGUAUCCACAGAUUCAAUAAAUUCAACACAGAAUCAAAGUAGUAUUAUUGAAGAAAAACAAAGUGAUUAUUAUUUCCAAAAACUUAGGACACUUCCUCCAUCAGACCAUCUUCAAAUGAGUGAUAUUUCACUGAGAGAAGCUAGCCGAAAUAUUUUAUAUGCAUUUUCACAAGUUCAUAAAGCAAUUUGUCAAUUUGCAAUUGUUACAGGAAAUGAAAAAAUAUUUAUGAAUGAUCUUAACAAAGCAACAACACUGAUUGGACAGUUAAGUGCAGCAUUGGAAAAAUAUGAUAAUUUUGUAUUACAAGCACCACCUGGUGCAGAAUAUUGUAUCAAAUUGCUUAGUACAUGUCAAGAAAGUAUAGCUAGUUUUAAGACAUUAAUGGAACUUUUGAAUAAACGACUCAAAUCACUUACACAAUCUUCAGAUAAUAUGAGAUAUUCUCGUACACUUCUAUUGAUGCUUCAUGGAGCAGUUGCAGAUAUUAAAUUUGCAUGGGAAUUAAUAUUUCCACUAUUAAAUGUUCAUACACCUUAUACUGGAAUGUCUACUCCUUUUAGAUCAAAAUCCAUGUCACGAUCAAAUAGCAGUAAUCUUGCUAAUGUUGUACCGCACUCAGCAGGUGCUGCUUCAUCAUAUUUUUUUGCUAUGCCAUCAUCACCUUACAAUAAUUUAAAUACACCUACAAGUGCAGGAUCACCAAAUAACCCGAAUACAGAUUUUUUAUUUUCAAUAGCUAUAUUUGAUCAACUUCUUUCAAAAGUAGAAUUUGCAAUUAAGGCUGUAGAAAAUGUUAUAAAAUGUUUGUCAGAUAAUGUAAAAGAUGUUUUAGAACCCACCAGCGAAGAUCAGGUGGAAUCCUCAUCAUCUAUCAAAGAUAAGAUGAAUGAAUUGAUAAAAGAUGCAAAUGAAGUUACCAUACACUUAAAAAAAUCUUUAUUAUCAGUAAAAUCAUCUACAAGCAAUAAUAAAGAUGACCCAUCCAUACAACUUAAAGUUUAUGAUGAUACACUGGUUUUUCUUCAGACAACAAUUAAAUUAUGUGAAUUCGCAAAGGAUGUUUCACACAAAUGGCAAUUGAGUAGCAAAGUUAAAGCAGGGCUAAGCCAUGUGAUGAAGUCUUAUACCGAAUUAACAGAUUUAUUAAAUAAAACGCCUGAUUUUUUGGCUAAAAUUACAGCAUUGUUGGUGUAG
Molecule: messenger RNA, 2034 nt
Organism: Entrophospora candida
Lineage: Eukaryota; Fungi; Glomeromycota; Glomeromycetes; Entrophosporales; Entrophosporaceae
Source: the annotation of a GenBank genome assembly